Molecule: messenger RNA, 1420 nt
Organism: Pieris rapae (cabbage white)
Lineage: Eukaryota; Metazoa; Arthropoda; Insecta; Lepidoptera; Pieridae
Product: nucleolar protein 16
Exons: 3
Coding region: 110-721 (203 amino acids)
Biological process (GO): ribosomal large subunit biogenesis
Cellular component (GO): nucleolus
Source: RefSeq, a predicted model, not a curated record
AUAAUCUGUAUUUCCCAGUGAUUCAAUAACAUUAUCAAUUAAUCAGUGAAAACUCAAAAAUAUAUAAAAUAAUAUUUAAGUGCUUUUGGAAAAAAGUCAAUCUUAUAAAAUGAAAAUAAAAAAGCAACAUAGAAAGAAAAAAUAUCUUCAUAAGUUAAAUCGAAAACGAAUGCAUCUCAGGCAAAAAAGUACAGGCACAGUGAAUUGUAAAGCUUUGAAAGAAGCAUGGAAUAACAAUAGAUCGACUUUUCGGAAUUUGCGUGACAUGGGACUUGUAAAUGAUCCAAACAAAGCUAUAAAAAUACCCAGUUACAAAGAAGAACAAUUAAAAAUAGCAAAAAAAAUUGUGGAUCCUGAUAAGUCAGAAUCUGAAGAGCCCAAAGUACUAAAAUCAAAACCCCGUAAGAAGGCUGUUGUUGAAAAGCUGGAACAAGAAGCACAUGCUCCUAGGGAAAGAAGAUUUAAAUUACCAAAAGGACAAGUAGAAUUUAUUACUUAUUUACUUGAUAAAUAUGGUCAUGAUUACAAAGCAAUGGCCAAAGACAAAAAAAAUUAUUACCAAGAAACAUGGAAACAGCUAAGGGCAAAAAUUAAAACAUUCAUGGGUAUACCACAACAGUAUGGUGAAUAUUUAAAAGCAAGAGGUUUAUUAGAUAAAGAAGAAAAUGAAGAUGAAUUAAAAGAACAGGCAAAAGCUUUAAUAAUGGAUGAUAGUGAUUAAUUUUAACUUAUGAAAGUAAAAUAGGAACCAGAUGCGAAUAUGUUUGCCUAUAUAGUCAACAUGAUAGUAAAAGUAUCUUAAAAAUACAUUUUGUGAAAAAUUUUAAGCCAUAAUUAAUCAUAAUUCAGUGUAUACUCUUUAUAAUGAUGUUCAAGGGACCGAAUGAUUACAAUGAUUUAUAAUUUUAUUAUAAAAUUGCUUGAUCUAAUUUGCCAAUUUUAGCUUCCUCAAUUUUUCUUGAGGACACCCUGCAGUUCCUCUUGUAAUAUCGCUUUGUUUUUCCAAAUGGUAGAAACAGUAGAUGGACUGAGGCCUAAACAUCACACAAAACACUAUCUAUAUAUAUUUAGACAUGAACAACAUUUAAGUAUGAUGUUGAUGUCUAAAUAUGAAAAUAUUUGUUUUUAAUAGAUGUUUUGUGUUAAACCAAACAACUUUUAACCUUAAUGAUUUGUGAUAAAACCAACAAUUUUAAAUUGUUCAUUAUAACAAAUGGCAAUAUGAAGAGGUUAAACUGAAUAUAUUGACUCUAGUAAUUCAAUUAUAACAAUAUGAUGUUCUGUUAGUUGGCAGUUUACUCAUGUAUUUUUUUUAACUGCUACAUUGUAUUGUAAUGUAUUUAUACACAACAGUACAUAGAAAUUGUAAAGAAACAACUCUCGUAAAUAUUAAAAUUAUAAUUCAUACAAUUUAAUACUA